Clunio marinus is the source of this 955-nucleotide messenger RNA. The record is from the annotation of a GenBank genome assembly. NCBI's taxonomy places the organism in Eukaryota, Metazoa, Arthropoda, Insecta, Diptera, Chironomidae.
GAAAUGUUUCAGAUGGAGUGGUGAAAAAACAUCAACACGAUUAACUUAAAGAAACAUUAUUUUAUCACUGAAUUUAAAGAUGUUAACAAAAGAAUAUCGAAUUGCCAUGCCACUAACGGUAGAGGAAUACCAAAUUGGACAACUUUAUAUGAUAGCAAGACAUUCACUCGAACAAUCACAAGGAGGUGAAGGAGUUGAAGUUGUUGAGAACAGAGAAUGCACUGAAGAUGAAGAGAACAUGGAUGACAACCAAAAAAUGUUUCUUAAACAACGAGAGUCUCAUAAAAAGGGACAAUAUACUGAGAAACGAAUUCAUCUAAGCUCGAGAUUACCAUAUUGGCUACAAGCUGUAACUCCAAGAGUCUUUUACGUAAUUGAAAAGUCAUGGAAUUUUUAUCCAUACACAAUCACAGAAUAUACUUGCUCAUUCUUGCCAAAGUUUCGAGUUGAAAUUUAUACAAAGUUUGAAGAUAACAGUGGAACAAGUGAGAAUGUCUUUAAUGUUCCUGAAGAUGAAUAUCCUCAAAUUGCAGUUGAUCACAUUGAUAUUGCAUUUGAUGAGAUUCAACCAAAACACUUCAAAGAAGACGAAGACCCAAAGACAUUUAAGUCGGUUAAGACAAAUCGUGGACCCUUAAUCGAAGGCUGGAGAAUCACUGACAAGCCACUUAUGUGCUCGUAUAAAUUAGUUCACGCAUCAUUUGAAGUGUGGGGAUUUCAAACAAAAGUUGAAGAUUUUAUUCAUAAAUGCAUACGAGAAGUUCUUCUCUUAGGACAUCGUCAAGCUUUUACAUGGGUCGAUCAAUGGUAUGACAUGAAUUUGGAAGCUGUCCGAGAAUACGAGAAGCAACUUCAAGAAGAAACAAAUCAGAAAGUACUUAAUGAUAUUCCUGAACCAGAUUCGUGUGAAGUUAAGAUUGAAACUCCACAAAAAGAUGUUUCAGAAAUUGAUUAA